This is a messenger RNA of Staurois parvus, 254 nucleotides long. The record is from the annotation of a GenBank genome assembly. Lineage: Eukaryota; Metazoa; Chordata; Amphibia; Anura; Ranidae.
UUAUGAGGGGUUCCCACCAUCCCUGUGCUGAGUCCCCGAGUCUGUACGCCACCUGGGCCCAUUAUGAGGGGUUCUCGUCAUCCCUGUGCCGAGUUCCCGGGUUUGUACACCUGCUGUACCCAAUGUGAGGGGUUCCCACCAUCCGGAACCGGAAGUUCCUCGGGAGCUUGCACUCAUUUAUACCAAUCCAGAUGCCCAGAAGCUGAGCUCUUCUUACGCUGGUCACCCAGCUGGUGAAACAUGUCAUUAUGAGG